Gongylonema pulchrum is the source of this 306-nucleotide messenger RNA. Lineage: Eukaryota; Metazoa; Nematoda; Chromadorea; Rhabditida; Gongylonematidae. The record is from the annotation of a GenBank genome assembly.
CCAGUGAUAUUCAACGUUGAGCGCCCUUACGGGCCUGCUUUUGGCGUGGCACCACACGUCGGAGUUGUAAUGCCGCAUAGCUCGGUUACCUUGUACUGCACAUUUCGAUCAGCGCAUGUUGCCCGCAUUCCGGAUGAUGGCAUCUACAUUUAUAGUAUUUUUCAAAAAGAAAUCAGUCCUGAGAAGCUCACAGGUGCACUAACCGGCAAAGCGAAAGAACGAGUGGCGCGCAAAGUAACACUUGAAUUUCCUGCAACUAACUUAAGGCCGCAGAAACAAUUUUGUGACUUUCCUUUUUGCAAGUAA